This is a messenger RNA of Orcinus orca (killer whale), 8571 nucleotides long. It is a transcript of the gene SKOR1, whose product is annotated as SKI family transcriptional corepressor 1. The transcript is spliced from 9 exons. The record is from RefSeq and is a predicted model, not a curated record. Gene Ontology annotation, cellular component: nucleus; transcription regulator complex. Lineage: Eukaryota; Metazoa; Chordata; Mammalia; Artiodactyla; Delphinidae. Gene Ontology annotation, biological process: negative regulation of transcription by RNA polymerase II; negative regulation of BMP signaling pathway. The coding region runs from base 5035 to 7878 and encodes 947 amino acids. Gene Ontology annotation, molecular function: DNA-binding transcription factor activity, RNA polymerase II-specific; RNA polymerase II cis-regulatory region sequence-specific DNA binding; SMAD binding.
UGCACACAGCAAGGAAGACCCAACACAGCCAAAAAUUAAUUAAUAACAAAAAUAAUUAAGUUAAAAAAGAUUUUCCUGGAUUAUCCAGGUCAGCCCAGUGUAAUUAUAAGCGUCCUUUAUUUAUUUAUUUUGGGGUACACGGGCCUCUCACUGUUGUGGCCUCUCCCGUUGCAGAGCACAGGCUCCGGACGCACAGGCUCAGCGGCCAUGGCUCACGGGCCCCGCCGCUCCGCGGCGUGUGGGAUCCUCUCGGACCGGGACACGAACCCGUGUCCCCUGCAUUGGCAGGCGGACUCUCAACCACUGCACCACCAGGGAAGCCCUAUAAGGGACCUUUAAAGUGGAAGAAGGAUGGGGCUCCCCUGGUGGUCCAGUGGUUGAGACUCUAUGCUUCCACUGCAGGGGGCGUGGGUUCGAUCCCUGAUGGGGGAAGUUCUACCUGCUGUGAGAUGCAGCAAAAAAUGAAGAGGGAAGCACAGGCAGAGAGAUUUGAAGAUGCUACACUGCUGGCUUUGAAGAAGGACCCAGGAGCCAAGGAAUGCAGGUGGCCUCUAGAAGUUGGAAAGGGUAAGGAAAUGGAUUCUCCCUAGAGCCUCCAGAAGGAAUGCAGCCCCGCUAAUGCCCAGCACCAUGCACCAGUACCACCAACUCCCAUUCUCCAGGAGUCAGUUUCCCUCCUCCAGUUCCACUCCCCUACCCAUUUCCCUCCCCAACAGGGCUCAGAACUCAGCCUCCUUGAGCCCUGGAGGCUGACCCUUACAGGGCCUCAGUCAUCCCAGUACCAAGGACUAGGGACUCCCCCCAGGGCCCAGUAGAGACUCUGAAGACACUGUUUAUUCAUCAGAUCCUUCCUCAGCACCUCCUGUGUUCCAGGAGCUGGGGACACAGUAGGGAUCAAGGCAAACUAGUCCCUGCACUCUGGAGCCUCAGUUUCCUCAACUGCAAAAUGGGGAUAAUAAUAUCUACUUUGCAGGGUUAUUGUGAAGAUUAGAAAUGCAUUUAUGACAAACGUCUAACACAGUAUAACAGAAAAUAAGUAAUAGCUAUUAUUAUUAUAAGUAUUAGUCUUUAGGUGUGAUUCAUUCAUUUCCUUGUAGCCUCUGGUGUGUGGGGAGGUACAACUAAAAGAAAUAAAAAUAAAAUAAUAAAGCAGGGUAAAGGGAUAGAGAGGGACAGGAUUAGGGCUGGGGUGGAGCAGUGGUAUUGGGAGGAGGGUCACUUUCCUAUUUCCAUUAACACCAGCUAAGAAAACUGGAGUUCCCACUGUGUGCCAGGCUCUGGACUGGGGCCCCUCAUCUCAUUUAGUUCUGCCAACAUUCCUGUGAUGCCAGCAUGCCCAUUUUAUGAUUGAGGAAGCUGAGGUUCAGAGAGGUGAAGCAAUUCACCCAAAGCCACACAGCCAGGAAGUAGUAGCCAUAAGAUUUAAACCCAGAUCUGUCUGAGGUGAAGGCUGUUUCCUCAGCAACAGCUGUCUCCCUGUAAGAUGCAGACUAUGUUCUUUCAGAACUCUCGCUCCACUAAGAGACAUGGAACACUCCACUGUCACUUCGUCCCAGACAGUGUAGUAAUAAAGGCACAUGCCACAUACAUCAGAAGGCAGAGGAAGAAGAGAAUUAUCAGUGGGGGAAGAGGGAACAGCUCAACAAUAUUUGCGGAGGAAUGACUGGUUCCUGAUUCCUGAGCAGUGAGCUUCCAUUUACAUCUGCAGAGGGAGGAGGCUGGCUGGGCCCCCCUCUCUGGGGAGGCCCCAUCUCUCCUGGAGAAAGGAAGAUAGUCGUUUCUCCAGACCAGAAAAGCCAGCGGGGUGCCAAGACAAUUUAAUGGGGAGAGGAUAAUAUUUUCAACAAAUGGCGCUCUGGCAACUGCGUAUCUGUAUGCAAAAGAAUAAAUUUGAAUCCCUACCUCUAUCAGACACAAAAAAUACUGUAAAUGGAACAGAGACCUCAAUGUAGGAGUUAAAACUAUAAAGGUCUUAGAAGAAAACAUAGGAGUAAAUCUUAUGACCUUAGGUUUAGCAAAAUCUCAGUUUUGACACCAAAAGCACAAGCAGCAAAAAAAUAAAAGAUACAUUGGACAUCAUCAAAAUUAAAAACAAAAGACAGCAUUAGAAAGUGGAAAGACAGCUCACAGGGCAGGAGAAGAUAUUUGCAAAUUACAUAUCUGAUAAGGGACUUGUAUCUAGAAUAUAUAAAGAACUCUUUCAAGUUAAUAAUAAAAAUACAAACAAUCCAGUUGAAAAAGUGGGCAAAGGAUCUGAAUAAACAUUUCUCGAAAGAUGUACAAAUGGCUAAUAAGCACAUGAAAAAGAUGCUCAAAAUCAUUACUCAGCAGAGAAAUACAAGCCCAAACCACAGUGAGAUACCAUUUCACACCCACUAGGAUGGUAUAAUAAAAAAAAAAAAAAUCAUAAAAAGUGCUGUCAAAGAUGUGGAGAAAUCAGAGCCCUCAUACAUUACUGGUAAGAAUAUAAAAUGGUGCAGUGCUUUGGAAAACCAGUCUGGCAAUUCCUUAGAAAAAGAUAAACAUAGAGUUACCAUGUGACCUGACAAUUCUACACCUAGUAUGUACCCAAGAGAAAUGAAAACAUACAGUCACACAAAAAUGUGUACAUUAAUGUUCAUUGCAACUUCAUUCCAAAUAGCCAAAAAGUAGACACAACCCAAAUAUUCAUCAGUGGAUGAAAAACCAAAAUGUGGAUAUCCAUACAAUGGAAUAUUAUUUGUCAAUAAAAAGGAACGAAGUACUGAUAGAUGCUACUGCAUGGAUGAACCUUAAAAACAUGCUCAGUGAUGGGCUUCCCCGGUGGCGCAGUGGUUGAGAGUCCGCCUGCCGAUGCAGGGGACACGGGUUCGUGCCCCGGUCCGGGAGGAUCCCACAUGCCGCGGAGCGGCUGGGCCCGUGAGCCAUGGCCGCUGAGCCUGCGCGUCCGGAGCCUGUGCUCCGCGACGGGAGAGGCCACAGCAGUGAGAGGCCCACGUACAGCUUAAAAAAAAAACAAAACAUGCUCAGUGAAAGAAGCCAGACCCAAAAGACCACAUAUUGUACGUUUCCAAUUAUAUGAGCAGUCCAGAAUAGGCAAAGAGAAAGUAGUUUAAUGGUUGCCAGGCUCUGGGGGAGGGUGGGAAGAUGGGGUGAUAUCUAAUGAGUAUGGGUUUCUCUUUGGGGUGAUGAAAAUAUUCUAAAAUUGAUAGUGGUGAUGGUGUACAAUUCUUUGAAUACAUGAAAAACCACUGAAUUGUACACUUUAAAUAUGUGAAUUACAUCGCAAAAAAGCUCAACCUGUCCCAGCAAGCAGACUGAACUCCACCAACGUUCAGGCAGCUGUCCAGAAUUGAUCUGAGGCUGUUAGGGAAGGGGAACUCCCAGGUAUUGAGUACCUACUCUGUGCCGUCUGCUUGUGCAAGGCUGGGACUAUGGGGAGAAUUUUCAGGAGCCUGAGAGUGAAUCCCUGCUUAAAUUGUGCACCCGAGGCACUCAAUCUAGUCCCAGACCUGGCUAUGUGCCAUACACCCAGCACCUUAUUUAAUCCUUAUGACAUCCUUGUGGGACCCAGGAUAUCCUGUAAGACCAGGAACUAUUUUACAGAUGCAAGUUUGGAGACUCAAACAGAGCAGAACUGGGAUUUGAACCCAAGCCUUGCUGAGUCCAGAGUCUGUUCUCUUUCCAGCCCCUCCGCCCACCAUGCUGUGUGGAGGAGGCCCUGGGAAGGAAGCCCUUGCUGCCAGGGAGCGCUCAGCAAGCCUGCCAGCUGCUCCCUACCUGCCUGCCAGAGCCCAUUCCCCGCCUCCUGUGAGAACCAGCCUUCAGCCUUCAGAGGCUCUGCCUGAGUAGCCUUGCCUGAAUCUGUGUGGAGGCUGAGAAUCCCAAGACCUUCCUAGACAUCACCAGGAAGCAUAGAACCUACAACUCUUGAAGAACCUGACUGGCCACUAAACAACAAGGGCACCGUUCAAUCACUAUGGCCAGCAAGUCUGGUCACAGCCCUUCCAUUCAAAUGUUGUUCACUCAUUCAUUUAACAAACAUGUUGAGCACCAACUGUGUGCUAGGCCUUGUUCUAAGCCCUGGGAAUACAACAGCAAACAAAACAUUCCAGUGGGAGAGACAGAAAACACGCACAAACAAAUCAGGAAAUAUUAACCAGUGAACAAUCCAAUGAAGAAAAUAAAAUCGCAUCAGACAGACAGGAGUGAGGGGUCUGGGCAAGCAGACAGGCUUAAAGGAGGCUCAGUGUAGUGUCCAGGAGAGUCCUCUGAGGCUUCUGAAAGGCAGGUACUGAGAAGAGAAAUGAAGGUAGCCUGCUCUGUGGGGCGGAAGCCUCUAAGGGCCAUUGAAUUUUCUUCCUGUGUGUUCCUUGGCUUGGUAGGAAAUUUCUAAGUGCCCUCGGAUAGAGAGAGACUUAGAGCUAAGCUGGGACUGACAGCAGGUGAACCCUUGGGGGAGGAGAGGCAACUGGGACCCAAACUAGAGAUUUGGGGUUGGGGAGGAGUCCUGGCACCGGCUGAGAUACCCACCCUCUUUCACAAAUACCUCUGUUCAGGCCUUGGGGAUAUCUGUGUCUGGUUGGGGCAAAUAAGUCUGUCCUGGGCUCCCUCCUCCCAGCCUAACUUGCAUCCCCAAGUGCAGAGAGAGCCCCAGAUUGGGCAGAGCCAGGCCCUGCAACCUUCAAACCAUUCUCAAGUCCUCCAGGCUCUGCCCCUCCUCCAAGCUUAAGCGACCUACACUCAAGCAGUGUCCCUCAAGCUCCACCCCCCAUCCCCUCAGGGCUCCAGAAGAAAGAUGUUUAUCUGCAGUGCCCUUGGGCCUCUGAGUCAACCCUUCACUCCUGCAAAGUGCCAGUGUGCCCAUCCUACAGAUGCACAUAUUGAGGCCAAGUCAAGGUCCAUGGUUACUCAAGUGGACAGUAGAACUGGAUCUAGGCUGAGACUUUUCUCCCUCCUUUUCAUGUCCCGAGGGAGAAGUCCUUCGUUGGCAGGAGCGCUGGCCUGGCCUCUGAUCCCCAAGAGCCGGGUCUGGGAGGCAGGAACCCGGAGUGUAUGGCCUCUGGCAAGCCCUGGCCUCUCCCUGGAGCUUCAGUCUUCCCGUCUGCACACGGAGCGAGGAGCGGCGGCAUGGAGGCUCUCACCACUCAGCUGGGGCCGGGGCGCGAGGGCAACUCCUCGCCCAACUCCAAGCAGGAGCUGCAGCCCUACUCGGGCUCCAGCGCUCUCAAACCCAACCAGGUGGGCGAGACGUCGCUGUACGGGGUGCCUAUCGUGUCUCUGGUCAUCGACAGUCAGGAGCGCCUAUGCCUGGCGCAGAUCUCCAACACCCUCCUCAAGAACUACAGCUACAAUGAGAUCCACAACCGCCGCGUGGCCCUGGGCAUCACAUGCGUGCAGUGCACACCGGUGCAACUGGAGAUUCUGCGUCGGGCCGGGGCCAUGCCCAUCUCGUCGCGCCGCUGCGGCAUGAUCACCAAGCGCGAGGCCGAACGCCUUUGCAAGUCGUUCCUGGGCGAGCACAAGCCACCCAAGCUGCCCGAGAACUUCGCCUUCGAUGUGGUGCACGAGUGCGCCUGGGGCUCGCGUGGCAGCUUCAUCCCCGCGCGUUACAACAGCUCGCGUGCCAAGUGUAUCAAGUGCGGUUACUGCAGCAUGUACUUCUCGCCUAACAAGUUCAUCUUCCACUCGCACCGCACACCCGACGCCAAGUACACGCAGCCCGACGCAGCCAACUUUAACUCGUGGCGCCGACACCUCAAACUCAGUGACAAGUCGGCCACAGACGAACUGAGCCACGCUUGGGAGGACGUCAAGGCCAUGUUCAAUGGUGGCACUCGCAAGCGGACUUUCUCGCUGCAAGGAGGCGGCGGCGCUAAUGGCGGGUCGGGUGGGCAGGGGAAGGGUGGUGCUGGUGGUGGCGGCGGGGGCGGCCCGGGGUGCGGCGCGGAGAUGGCCCCAGGCCCGCCGCCCCACAAAAGCCUGCGUUGUGGCGAAGAAGAGGCCGCCGGGCCUCCCGGGCCGCCGCCUCCUCACGCGCAGCGGGGACUUGGUCUGGCGGCGGGAGCUGGCGGCCCCCCGGGCCCUGGAGGGCCUGGUGGCGGCGCCGGCGUACGCAGCUACCCGGUGAUCCCAGUGCCCAGCAAGGGCUUUGGCCUCUUGCAGAAGCUGCCCCCGCCGCUUUUCCCUCAUCCCUACGGUUUUCCCACGGCCUUCGGCCUCUGCCCCAAAAAGGACGACCCCGUGCUAGGCGCGGGCGAACCCAAGGGCGGCCCAGGCACCGGGAGCGGCGGGGGCGCGGGCACUGGCGCAGGCGCGGGCGGCCCAGGAACCGGCCACUUGCCCCCCGGUGCGGGGGCUGGCCCGGGCGGCGGCGCCAUGUUCUGGGGUCACCAGCCCCCCGGAGCAGCCAAGGACGCAGCGGCCGUGGCUGCGGCGGCUGCCGCAGCUACUGUGUACCCGACGUUUCCCAUGUUCUGGCCGGCGGCAGGCAGUCUCCCAGUGCCGCCCUAUCCAGCCGCGCAAAGCCAAGCCAAAGCCGUGGCGGCGGCUGUAGCGGCGGCAGCGGCGGCGGCUGCGGCUGCUGCCGGUGGCGGCGGCCCCGAGCCCCUGGACGGUGCUGAGCCGACCAAGGAGGGCGGCCUGGUCGCAGAGGAGCGCUGCCCCAGCGCGCUGUCCCGCGGGCCUCUGGACGAGGAGGGCGCCGACGAGGCGCUGCCGCCCCCGCUGGCCCCGCUGCCCCCGCCGCCCGCACGCAAAAGCUCCUACGUGUCGGCCUUCCGGCCUGUGGUCAAAGACGCGGAGAGCAUCGCCAAGCUCUACGGUAGCGCCCGCGACGUGUACGGCGGCGGGCCAGCCCGUGGGCCCGGGCCAGGCGCAGGGUCCGGCGGCGGCUACGUGAGCCCGGACUUUCUGAGCGAGGGCAGCUCCAGCUACCACUCCGCCUCCCCCGACGUGGACACUGCGGACGAGCCCGAGGUGGACGUGGAGUCCAACCGCUUCCCCGACGACGAGGGAGCCCCGGACGAGGCCGAGCCCGGUGCACCCGGCGCGCCCAGCACAGGAGACGGCCCUGAUGGCGACCAGCAGGCAGGGCCCCUGUCUACCACCUCAUCGGGCGCCGACGGCCCCACAGACUCUCCCGACGGCGGCAGCCCUCGUCCCCGGCGCCCCCCGGGUCUACCCCCAGCCAGUCGGUCUGCAUUUGGGGACCUGGCAGCCGACGACAUGGUGCGGAGACCGGAGAGGAGCCCGCCAAGUGGGGGCUAUGAGCUGCGAGAGUCUUGCGGACCGCUCAGGGGGCCCGCGCCGGCCAAGGUGUACGCGCCCGAGCUGGAGGAGCACGUGAAGAGCGCGGCGGCGGCGCUGGGGCCCGCGGCCUCCUACCUCUGCACCCCCGAGGCCCACGAGCCAGAUAAGGAAGACAAUCACUCGACUGCCGACGAUUUGGAAACAAGGAAAUCCUAUCCAGACCAAAGGAGUAUCUCCCAGCCAAGUCCCGCAAAUACAGACAGAGGUGAAGAUGGGCUCACCCUAGAUGUCACGGGAACUCAACUAGUGGAGAAGGAUAUCGAGAACCUGGCCAGAGACGAAUUGCAAAAACUGCUCCUGGAGCAAAUGGAGCUCCGCAAGAAGCUGGAGCGAGAAUUUCAGAGUCUCAAAGAUAAUUUUCAGGAUCAAAUGAAGAGGGAGUUGGCUUAUCGAGAAGAAAUGGUGCAACAGCUGCAAAUUGUCAGAGAUACUCUGUGUAACGAACUUGACCAAGAGAGGAAGGCGCGCUAUGCCAUCCAGCAGAAAUUAAAAGAAGCUCACGACGCCCUGCACCACUUCUCCUGCAAGAUGCUGACGCCCCGGCACUGCACUGGCAACUGCUCCUUCAAGCCCCCGCUGUUGCCCUAGGGCCGGCCCGGCCGCGCCCACGCGCCCUCAAGCCAUGCUGCUCUCUUCUUGUAAAUACCCGCGGCCGCGGCGGCCUAAGGCGAGAUACAAGCCAUUCGGACUGGACCGAUGUAAAUACAGCCUCCCGCCCGCCCGCUCUCCUCCCGGGCGCCUCGGCCUUGCCCGCCCCCUCCCGGGCGCCCCCGCCCAGGACCCCGUCUCCGUUUCCAACUGUAAAUACCACCUCGCCCCACGGUUGAACUCCUGGGCAUCGGACCUCAUGGGGUUAACCGGACCGAAGGGGGUAAGAAAGGGGAGGGGGCCUCUCCCCCCUGUACAGCCUCGGAACCCCAAUUGUGAAUACAAUGUAGGAACUUCGCUGGCCCCGCGCUCCCCGUCCCGUCCACUUCUGAAAGUCUUGUUCCUAAUGACAAAGUGGCUAUGUGCAAUGGAUAUAAAUGUACUGUGAGUCUCUCGGUUCAGUAUUGGGUUCACUUUAACUUAUUUAUGCUGUAAGUUAUUUGCUUCCUUCUCCUGGACCUACUUCCGGUCCCGUUUUGCAUUGACUCUUGGGUUUUGCUUUGUCUAUUUUUUUGUUGUAACCUCUUGAUGUAACAGCACUUUAAAAAGGGCGACAACUGCAACUGACUCACGAGAGGGAGACCACCUUGAGCCUGAUUGGGGAGACCACCCUGUAUCCGUGACUUUUGUUUU